UUUGAUGCUUGUAUCAUGCUUUUCUCUCCGAAAAUUUGGCAAAAUCAAGUACAUAGAUAUCGAAUUUUGCAUCUUUUACUAUGUUAUAUGAUAUGUGGUGUACGUAUCAAAUGGGAAAUGGCUAUGCGGGUCAGUUGAACACUUUAAAAAUCAUCUAAAGUUUACAAUUGUUUUUGUGUCUGUGCACAAACAACUUGUGUUAUUUGAGGCACGCAACAACAACUUGUUAUAACGUUCAAUCAUCCAUAUUGACAUAUUACUAGAAUGGGAACAAUUUCAUGAAAAACUCCUUUCUGCGGUAUUUGUCAAAUUCAAGUAUUUCUUUAUUAUAAAAAAUCAAAAAUAUAUAUAAAUUAUGGCAUCAAGACUUGAUCGGUUAUUUAUUUUACUUGAAACUGGUACGAAUCCAGUCACUAAAAAAGCUGCUGCUCAACAAUUAGGUGAAGCGCAACGGCUUCAUCCACAUGAAUUACAUCAUUUAUUAGCGAGAGUAUCAACUCUAUUGAAAUCACCACAAUGGGGUACCAGAGUAUCAGCAGCUCAAGCUAUACAAGCCAUACUAUCGCAAGUCCCCGUAUGGGAUCCUAAACCUAUUAAAAAAGAAUUAUCAAAUGAUGAAAAAAUUCAAGAUUAUGAGUAUCUCAAAAAUAAAUUAACAUUUCAAGAUUUUGAUAUGGAUCAAAUUCUUGCUAAAAGUUCACAUUUAACUGGAUCAGAAGGUAGUGAAUAUGAUUUAGUAAUUGCUGAACAUGAACACCAACAACAACAACAACAACAACAACAACAACAAUCUACUAAUUCUCAAGAUAAUAAAUUUUUAACAACCAAUUUAGGAUUUGAUCCACGUUUAAUGAAUGUCAAUACUUCAGAUCUUUUUACUACUGAAGAUUUAGCACCUAUUCAAUUAUCAUCUAAUCAAUCAACUAAAAUUUCACUCAAUGAAAUCCUUCGACAGUCAAGUGGCCUAAGUAGACGUGAAAUUAAUCGUGCUAAACGUAAAGCACGACAAUCAAUAUCAAAACAACGUUCACGUGAACCAGAUGAACAAUCUGAUAGUACAGAAUCUCUUAAUAAAAAAAUCAAAUUGGAGGACGUAGUCUCGACUGAUUCAACAACAACAACUACUACUACUACUACAACUACUACUACUAUCACGAUGAUGACAACAACAACAACUAAUUGUGAUGUUAAAAGUAAUGAAAAAAAAGAUGAAAUAAAUAUUUCUGGUGGUGCAGUACCUGAUGGAACCGGCAAUUGGCCUGACACUAUUUUAGAUUGGCCACUUGAAUCAUUUGGUGAAAAUCUUUGUCAAGAUUUAUUUAGUCAAAAAUGGGAAAUUCGACAUGGUGCUGCAACAGCACUUCGUGAACUUGUACGCCUUCAUGGUAAAAGUGCGGGUAAAUCACGUAAUCAAACUAUUGAAGAAAUGAAUGAAAGCCAUCGUCGGUGGAUAAUAGAUGCAUCAUUACGAUUACUAUGUGUAUUGGCACUCGAUAGAUUUGGUGAUUUUGUUUCAGAUCAAGUUGUUGCACCAGUACGUGAAACUUGUGCUCAAGCAUUAGGUUCUUUAGUACUUUUAAUAACUAAUAAUGAUGAUAUUAUUAAUAUUCUCAAGAUACUUUUAAAAUUAUUACAAUAUGAUGAAUGGGAAGCGCGACAUGGAGCUUUAUUAGCUUUAAAAUAUUUAUUUGCCGUUAGAGAUGAUUUAUUAGAUCAAAUACUCCCUCAUGCUUUUCAUGCUGUUAUUAAAGGACUAUCAGAUCCUGUUGAUGAUGUUGGUGCAGCAGCAGCUAGUGCACUUAUACCAGUUGCUUCAGCAUUACCACGUUUAUUAAAAUCAUCUGAACUUGAAGCUAUUAUUACUCGUCUUUGGGAACUUCUUCGUAAUCAAGAUGACCUUGCUGCUGCUUGUAAUAGUUUUAUGGGUCUUCUUGCGGCUAUACUUUCACUACCGACGGCACGGGCUUCUCUUUCACCACAACCAUUAUCACAAGUAUUACCACGACUAUGGCCAUUUCUUAGUCACGUUAGUUCAAGUGUUAGAAAAGCUACUUUACAAACUUUAGAAACAUUAACUGGUAAGGAUACCGAUUUUCAAAUUAAAUGUAAAGAAAGAUGGGGUGAAGAAGGCUGUUUUAUCCUUCAAGAAGCACUAAGACAUGUCUUUCAACGUGCUUUAAUUGAACAUGAACCCCUUAUUCAACAAAUAACAGAAAAUGUUUGGGAAAAUCUUGUUAUUUAUAGUGAUUUAGAAUUAUUACUUCAUGCUGUAUGCCCACUUGUUAGUACUUGGCUUUGUUUAGCUAUGCAACCAGAUCAUGCACCAUUUAAUCCUGCUUUAUUAAUUAAUUAUAAUAAUAUUACUAAUUCAUCAAAUUUAACGAAAAUUAGUGGACAUUCUGAAUUAAAAGUUUACAUUGGUGGUGUUGAAACAGUGCCACAAAAUAUACGUUUAUUAAAUACUAUACGUGCAAGAAUUAUGGCCACACGAAUGCUUGGUCUCCUAUCACGUUAUGUUGUUAAACCAGCACCAGGUGUUAUUUAUACUCCAGAUAUUCCAAGUCCAGCAUUAUGUUAUGCUAGAGUAUUAUUAGCUCAUCUUACAUCACGUUCAUCACUUCAAAGAACUGUCGUUGGAUUAACAAUAGCACAUUGGGCGGCACUUGAACAACCAAAUCCACCAAAAAUACCAGAUAUAUUGAAGGAUAAACUUUUAGGAUGUUUAUCUGAAUGUAUUUAUUAUGAUGAAAUUGCCGGUGCUUUUACAAGAUUAUUACAUGACAGUAACGAUUACAUUGCCACUCUAAAACAUUAUAAACUUGCACUACCAAUUGAUAUUGAAUCAAAUACUGCUGUUAUGACAUUAGAUCAAAUUACAACACUUUCAAGUAAAUCUGUUACAGAAUUACCAUUAUUGAAUAAUAAUUCUAAUACAACUGGUAAUAUUGCAUUGAAUAAAUUAAAACCAAAAUUAAUAACUAGCCUUGAAGAACGUAGAAAAGCUUUAGAAAUUGGAGCAUCAAAUACAGCUACUCAACAAUUAGCUUUAAAUGUCAUGUCUAUGGCAGCAUUAGCUGGUGCAGCAACAAUGCUACAUUGUUUACCAGAACCACCACAACCAUUAAAUCCUUUGGUUAAACCAUUAAUGGAAGCUAUUAAGCGUGAAGAAGAUGAUGAUUUACAAAAACUUGCUGCUAAACAUUUAGCUCACUUAAUUCAUCUUUGUACUGAUAGAAAACCAUCACCAAAUAAUAAAAUAACUACCAAUUUAUGUACUUUUUUAUGUUCUGAUAUUGAAUUUACACCACGUGUCACUCAACAAGAUACUGAUCCUUAUGAUGGUAUAUUAACAUUAAAUAAUAGACAAAAACAUGCUGAAAGAAUUGCUUAUAAUAGAGGUACUGGUUUAAGUGGAGGUACAAGUAGUGGAAGAGGGCCUGGUAGGCCACCAGCUACAGAAAUACCAUUAGAUGAAUUAUUAGCAUAUGAAGAACCGGAAGCUAAAGCUGCAAAAAAUCGUCGUCGUGGUGCCACUUAUGCAUUAACAGCUAUAGCUCAUUUAAUUGGAUCUCAAUUACCAACACGACUACCUCAUCUUUGGAAUAUCAUAACUAUGAAUGAUAUUGAAAUUGACAAUAAUAAAGUUGAUUCAAUUGAACAAGUUAAUAAUUUGAUUUAUAAUUUACAAGUUUUAGAAAUAAUGGCACCUAAUCUUGAUAAAUUAUUAUUAUCACCAAUUAUUGAAUUUGUACCAAAAUUAUGUCAACUUUUAGCACAUUCAUAUAAAGCUGUUAGACAUAUGGCAUCACGAUGUAUAGCUGCUUUAGCUGUUAUUGAUACUGAAAAUAUCAUGAAACAUGUCGUUAAAUUUGUUAUACCAUUAUUAGAAAUUUGUAAUACUGAAUCUGGUAAUUCAAAAAAUAAUUUACCAACACCUGGUGAAGGCGAAAUACGUCGUCAAGGAGCAUCAGAAGCCUUAGCAUGUAUUGUUGAAAACCUUGGUGUUAAUGUUGUACCUUAUGCUGUUCUUUUUAUGAUUAGAUUACUUGGAAGAAUGUCUGAUCAAAAUCAAGCUGUAAGACUUAUUUCUAAUUCAACAUUUGCCAUGCUUGUUCAAUUACUACCAUUGGAUCCAGGAUUAAUAGUUGAUUCUCAUCUUAUUGAUGAAAAAAUACAAGAAAGACGUUUUCUUGAACAACUACUUAAUCCCCGCAGUAUUCCCGAUACCAAAUUAACUAUUAAAGUAUCUGCUCAACUUCGAUCUUAUCAACAACAAGGGCUUAAUUGGCUUGAUUUUCUUAAUCGUUAUAAAUUACAUGGAGUACUUUGCGAUGAUAUGGGUUUAGGUAAAACAUUACAAACUUUAUGUAUUAUUGCUCUUGAUCAUCAUCGUAAUUCGGAAUCACCACCAAGUCUUGUUGUAUGUCCAUUAACAUUAACAGGACAUUGGAUUUAUGAAGCUGAAAAAUUUUUUGAUAAAGAAGAUCUUCCAGUAAUGCAAUAUGCUGGUACUCCAUUUGAUCGUGAAAAACUUCGAACACGUGUAUCUCAAUAUCGUUUAAUAAUAGCAAGUUAUGAUAUUUUAAGGAAGGAUCUUGAAUUUUUUGAAACAAUUCAAUGGAAUUAUUGUGUUCUUGAUGAAGGUCACAUUAUUAAAAAUGGAAAAACUAAAAAUGCUAAAGCAGCAAAACGAUUACAUGCAUAUCAUCGUUUAAUACUCUCUGGUACACCUGUACAAAAUGAUGUUCUCGAAUUGUGGUCAUUAUUUGAUUUUUUAAUGCCUGGCUUCUUAGGUAGUGAAAAACAAUUUGCUGCUAAAUAUUCAAGGCCUAUUCUUGCCUGUCGUGAAUCUAAAGCUGGACAAAAAGAACAAGAAGCCGGUGCACUUGCUAUGGAAAGUCUUCAUCGACAAGUAUUACCAUUUCUAUUACGGCGUAAUAAAGAAGAUGUCCUCAGCGAUCUACCUCCAAAAAUUACUCAAGAUUAUUAUUGUGAAUUGUCACCAUUACAAAAAACUCUUUAUGAAGAUUUCCAAAAACGUCAUGCAGCACUUUUAACAAAUAUUACUUUACCAUUAUCAUCUGAUAAUACUAAACGUGGUCAUGGAUUUGAAACUCUUCAUUAUUUAAGAAAUGUCUGUAAUCAUCCAAAACUUGUUUUAGGCCCACGUCAUCCACUAUAUCAAAGUAUUUGUCAAAUGCACACUAAUUUAUCUGAUAUAGAACAUAGUGCUAAAUUACCAGCAUUAAAACAAUUACUUUUAGAUUGUGGUAUUGGCCAACCACAACAACAAUUGCAACAAAAAGUAGCUACUUGUACAUUAAUUGAUAAUCAACAACUUGUCAGUCAACAUCGUGCUCUUAUAUUUUGUCAGCUUAAAGCUAUGUUAGACAUUGUAGAAAAAGAUCUUUUAAGUGUUCAUCUACCUACUGUUACUUAUCUUCGAUUAGACGGUAGUGUUCCAUCAUUAGAAAGACAUGGCAUUGUAUCACGUUUUAAUACUGAUCCCUCUAUUGAUGUUCUGUUACUUACAACUCAAGUUGGAGGUGUUGGAUUAAAUUUAACUGGUGCUGAUACUGUCAUAUUUAUUGAACAUGAUUGGAAUCCGAUGAAAGAUCUUCAAGCUAUGGAUCGAGCUCAUAGAAUUGGACAAAAAAAAGUUGUUAAUGUUUAUCGACUUAUUACAAGAGGUACUUUAGAAGAAAAAAUUAUGGAUUUACAAAAAUUCAAACUUCAUACAGCAAAAACUAUUAUUUCAACUGACAAUACAUCUCUUACUACAAUGGGUACUGAAAAGUUAUUGGACUUAUUUUCAUUAGAAAAUGGAGAAGAAAAAAAAUCAUCAGAAGAUCACGAUGAAUCACGAUCUGUUAAUAGUAUUCCUGGUAUUAGUAAAUCAAUUUUAGAUAUUUUACCUGAAUUGUGGGAACAACAACAGUACGAUGAUGAGUAUGAUCUUGAUUCUUUUUUAACUACCUUAAAAGGAAAUAAUCCUUAGUGUUAAUAUACUUAUUAUUUGUGAAAAUUUAAUAUUCAGACUAUAAAUUAACAUUUUAAAAAAUUCAUAAUAUCCACUUAAUUGUAAUAAUAUUAAAAUGUUU
This is a messenger RNA of Chelonus insularis, 6101 nucleotides long. It is a transcript of the gene Hel89B, whose product is annotated as histone acetyltransferase 1. Gene Ontology annotation, molecular function: ATP binding; DNA binding; ATP-dependent chromatin remodeler activity. NCBI's taxonomy places the organism in Eukaryota, Metazoa, Arthropoda, Insecta, Hymenoptera, Braconidae. The transcript is spliced from 4 exons. The record is from RefSeq and is a predicted model, not a curated record. The coding region runs from base 356 to 5998 and encodes 1880 amino acids.